CUUUCCCAAAACAGUGGUCAUUUUCUUUUUCGAAUUCUAUUUGAUAUUUUGAGGUUAAUUUAGCCCCUCUGUUAUUUAGUUGAGUUUAUUCUAGUUUUUUGAUUUCGGAUUUAUGUUAAUAAUGACUGAUCUUGGGGAGAUCAGUUAUUCUGCAAAAAAAACAGCUGUGAAGAAGGCUGCUGAAGAAGUUACCCAAGCACUCAAUACUAUUUCUGAUAUAUUUAAGAAUUUCCAAGACGACUAUGUAGCCCUGCUCAACGACAAUGAGAAUCUUCGUUCCCUCCUGAGGAAGUCCUCACCCCCUAACCCACAAGCCAUCUCAAAAAUUCUCCAAGAAUCCCCCAAGAAAGUGCCCUCGUCAACGCCUCAUGUGGCUUCUCCAGUAAUUCUCUCCCAAGAGAAUGAUCCAGAGAUCCCAGAAGUAGUGGAAACGACUCAAUUCCCCAUGAAGGCUCGAACCACCCCCUCAACAGCCCAAAGAUGCCAUCCCAAAAAGCUCCUCUUCCCCUCCUCCAAGAACCUGCCCACUGAUCCCAGCACCUCAGGAACUCCACGAAGGCCGCAGGCUUCGUCCAAGAUCCUCUCCCUCAGCAAGAAGAACGUUCAGACAUGGAUAAACUCAUCGGGGAAAGUGGAGAAACAAACAAAACUCGUGCUCCAACCCCUCAGCCAGAAGACAGACAUCAAUACCAUCAAGAACACCUCGCGAAGCACUACAAAUGUUGACCCUCGUGACCUGGAGAUCGACGAGACAAUGUUUGAGAAGGCAUUCACUCAGGAGAGAGCAGAAGUGAUUGACCUGAGUCCAAAACACGAUAAUUUACGGAAAAAAGGGAGAUUGCGAUUGAAGUCGAAAGUAGAGAGUCUCCCUCAAGCUAAACCCCAGUCAUCGCACGACGACAUUGUCCUGUCUGACUUUGAAAUGGAGGACAUGGAGCCAUCUCUUACCCAGAUAGAGCAGGACGCCAUCACACAGAACAGGAAGAGAGAAAAAAUCCAGAAGGAGAAAAUCCUGGAGAAGGAGAACAACAAAGGGUGGCCUGACUCACCCGUUCUAGUGAAUGCCAUCACCUUGGAUAAUGGAAUGGAGACCAGGAGUGAUCUUGAUGAGACCUAUUUUCCAAGAGGGGAAACCAGCUCUAGGGGAAGACAGGGGGAGAGUGUAACCAAAAGGAAAUUACAGGAAAACAAUGGACUAGUUAACAGGCCAAGAGAUAAACUAUUUGAUAUGGAUGUCGAUGGGGACUGGGACACAGACGUCUCCAUGGACAAGUGGACGAGUUCACCCUCUAAGAACUUGAUGGACAGUUUCGAUGCUGUUCCUGAGAAGAAGAACCCUAAUUUUGCAUACAAGGGGCCUGUGGUCAGGGGCAAGAGCGAGAGGGCGAAGCUGAAGGGUUGGAGCUGCAAGGAUUGCCAGGCUUAUUACGAGAAUAUGAACCUCACGGAGGAGGAGAUGAAGAAGAGGAUGGACCAGUGCUCCAGGCACAGGUCCAAGUACAAUGAAAGGUAUAAUACACCCCCUGGAUUCUGGAAUCCUGUGUUUGAUAAUACACCUCCCAGUCAGCAAACUAUUCGUCAUUAAUUGUUUUUGAGAUUUUUGACUGAUUGACUGAUAAUGUUUGUUUAAUUUGGGAGAAGUGAAGAUUUGAGAAUUUUCGAAUAUUUUUGGUUGCAGAAGGCAAGUUUUUUGUAAAUACAGUGAGAGGGUUUAUUAUUAAAUAUAAGUUUAUGUAAAAUACUGAAGUGAACGUGGGGAACUAAAUCUUCCAUAAUAUUCACUGAAUGGAUGUAAUGUUCAUUAUUGCUUCAAAUCGAUAACAUAUGAAUUAUUAAUUACAAAAUAAGGAAGAUACAAGGAAUUCCUGUACAUAUUCACACUUUGUUAUCUAAUGUUAACGAACUUUCUUUAUUUUCGCUAUUGAAUUUUUUGUAAAUAAAUAGUUAAUAACGAUUUGGAUAAGAAACCACAACAGGAGUAGAGAAUUCAACAGGGGAAAUUUCUCCAAUCAAUUAACUAAUUAAUUCUGUGAAUUGAAAAUGUGUCAAUUACUAAUCUGUUAAGAGACAGAUUUCUCUCGUGGGAAUUUUCAUUAUUUGUUAAAUGAAAAUUUUAAA
Diachasmimorpha longicaudata is the source of this 2118-nucleotide messenger RNA. RefSeq lists its product as uncharacterized. Gene Ontology annotation, molecular function: damaged DNA binding. The record is from RefSeq and is a predicted model, not a curated record. Lineage: Eukaryota; Metazoa; Arthropoda; Insecta; Hymenoptera; Braconidae. The transcript has 2 exons. Gene Ontology annotation, biological process: DNA repair; DNA double-strand break processing involved in repair via single-strand annealing. The coding region runs from base 113 to 1585 and encodes 490 amino acids.